UCCGCUCACGCACAGGUAACGGACGGGGGUUUCGACAACGAACGACGACAAAGGACGGCGGAAUAGACAAACGAGACCGACGAACGGAGACGAUGGCACGAGCGUAAGACGCUUGACGAGGAGGAGGAGGAGGAGGGCAAAGCGAAGCAUAGACACGUGCGAGCGUACGUAACGCAUAGAGCAAAUCGACUUUACACGCUACAAAAAUAGCAACAUAAUACCCAAGCGGACCCCCAAGCACCCAGUCCGCCAUUCCCAUCCAUUCACUUUUACUUUUUCCUCCGCUCCCCAUCCCAUCCACACACUUACACAAGGAGCGUAGCCCUCUACCCAACACCAACAGUUCCUUGUUAACCAUGUCGGUCAAUGUGGGGAAUUCAGAGUUUAUGCCCCUCCCGACCAACCCGAAUGCAAAGAUUACGGGUGUACAUGAGUCCUUGCUGCAAGAGUGCGAGAAAGAUAUCAUAUGGUAUCGUGAUAAUUUCUUUGGCAAGGCGCACCAAAACUACCUCGCCCUCGACUCACCUCGCGGCCCGCUCGCCAUCUCCAUCAUCCGAGACAGCGACACUUACAAAGCUCUCGUCCGGACCACAUCCGGCAGCGAGCGGCUCUCCGUCUCUAGCAGCGGCAUUUCCAUCGCAUGGUGGCGCAAGGCCUUUGGGCUUGGUCCAAGCGUAAACAAUCUCAUGGAAUCCAUUUCGAGGAAUAUACCUGUACCGAAUUUGAGGUUGUGCAAGGAUCCGAAUCUGGGAAACGAAUUGUUGGCCAUGGAGGAGCGACAGGUGAUACGGUCUUACAAGUUUGGGGUUGCAUAUGUAGGGCCUGGCCAGUGCUCUGAGGAGGAAAUGUUUUCGAACCGCGCGGAAAAUGCUUCACCCAAGUUUAAGGAAUUUUUAAACUUUCUUGGCGAGACAAUAGAACUCCGAGGUUGGAAAGGGUAUCGUGCGGGUCUCGACGUGAGCGGAAGCAACAUGACAGGAACGCACUCCAUCUACACAAAAUGGCAAGGCUAUGAAAUCAUGUUCCACGUCUCCACCCUCCUCCCCUACAUCCCCGGUGACCGCCAGCAACUCGAACGCAAACGCCACAUUGGCAACGACAUUGUCAUCAUCAUCUUUUCUGAAUCCGACUCCCCCUUCCAAUUGUCUUCUAUCACGUCCCAUCAGAAUCAUGUUGUGGCUGUCGUGAGUCCAGUGGAGGGCGACCGGUAUCGGUUGACGGUUGCGCCAAAGAGCGGGGUACCUGGGUUUACGCCGGAUUUACCAGAGCCCUGUGUGUUUGGACGGGAUGCUGUCAGUAGGGAUUUCUUUUUACACAAGUUGGUAAAUGGCGAAAGAGCCUCUUACAAAGCCCCCAGCUUUGCCCCUAAAAUCUCACGAACACGCUCUGUUCUCCUCUACGAAGUCGCUUCCAAGUUUCUAAAAUGAAAGAAAACACUCAAACCCCCCUUUUGCCCACUAUAAUGGACGGCCUGUAGGAGAGUUCUAUUGUUUUGUUCUUGUGUGUGUGUUUUUGUUUUUUUUGUUGUGGAUGGUGGUGGUUAGAGCAUGGGAAACGUAAUUUAUAAUGUCUGGGUACUGUGCUCUUUCUGUUUGUCAUUGCUGCGUUUCUUGUUUUUUUUUUCUUGUAAACCCAUCGUGUGUCAACAAAUGACGAUGACCAACAGCGCGUGUGGAUCAUCAACUAUAACC
Molecule: messenger RNA, 1691 nt
Organism: Spizellomyces punctatus DAOM BR117
Lineage: Eukaryota; Fungi; Chytridiomycota; Chytridiomycetes; Spizellomycetales; Spizellomycetaceae
Exons: 5
Coding region: 357-1427 (356 amino acids)
Biological process (GO): regulation of small GTPase mediated signal transduction
Molecular function (GO): GTPase activator activity
Source: RefSeq, a predicted model, not a curated record